AUGGCCACUAUGAACAUGGUGUGUGAUCGCUUUCACUUUGCCAACCAUACAGAUAAAUGGUGUAAGAAAAAAUGCAAUCGGUACAAGACUGCCAAUUUGGGUAACCAAAGAAAAUAAUAUUAAGGUAAUUGAAGGACAAUUGUUAAAGAGAUAGACUCGAACCCGGGACUCGAACUUGACAUAUUGAACACUUUGUUACUGAAGAAUGAGAACAUAUCUUUCACUGCUGUGGCUUUUGAACUUAAAGUGUUUGUGGCUUACAGCACAAACACACUAUGUCCGCCAUCCUGUAAAUAAAGUUGCUAUAAGCAAAUAUUGGGUUGAAAACAACAACAGCAAUCUUUAUUUGUACUGUCACUUUAUUCAGGACUUUUAUAUUAUAGUACUAACCGCCUGGAAUAACCAUAAGGGCGAAUGGAGUCAGGGCACCCAUAUGUAGCCGCCAUCUGUCUCACUGACCCCGCUGAACUAACUAUAUUAAUUGUAAUUGUAAACUGCCUAGUAUUGGAUAGUCAUUAAUUACCUUUGUCCUUUGUGUUGUUUUCCCUUUAGGAUGUAAACACAGAAGUCUGCGAGCAGUUAUUCUCAUGGCUCUCACGAUUUUCGCACAUUACAAAGCAUGUGAACAGAUGGCGUUUUCUUUUCUUAAUGCUGUACUUAUUAGACAACCAUAAUGAAGAUGUUGCAAACACUUUGUAA
Messenger RNA from Porites lobata, 699 nucleotides. Lineage: Eukaryota; Metazoa; Cnidaria; Anthozoa; Scleractinia; Poritidae. The record is from the annotation of a GenBank genome assembly.